AUGAAUUCCAUCAUUGCCGCCUACGAGGGACUCUCGGAAUAUUUCCAGAUCCUAGUUAUUGGCGCGGUUUGCUGGCUUCUUAUUCCAGUCUUUACAAGAAUCUAUGCGGCAGUUGCUGUCGGUUUCUUAAUGAUCGCCUCGACAUUGGGCUUGAUUGACUGGGAUUGGAGGGAGGAACUAGGAAGUGCUCCAGUCGAUCGAAUUCCUGAUUCGAUCGAGAAUUCGGCAAGACUUGCGGAAGCUGGUCAAUAUACCGAAACCAAUGAUGAGAAAGGACGUCUUGAGAUUGAGAUCGAGUCUCUCGAGGAAUCGUUGCGUGCUCGUCGAGACGAGCUGGCUCAGUGA
Molecule: messenger RNA, 345 nt
Organism: Penicillium robsamsonii
Lineage: Eukaryota; Fungi; Ascomycota; Eurotiomycetes; Eurotiales; Aspergillaceae
Exons: 1
Coding region: 1-345 (114 amino acids)
Source: RefSeq, a predicted model, not a curated record